AACAAUCUGAAUUCUGAAACCCUUAAAAAAAGGUUCCCCAUUUUGCCAGUGCCUUCCAGCCCUGUCGCUCCAAGCCUCCAUACGAAACCUCAAUUCCCAGAGAGUAGAAACCCUUAUCCCUAACCCCUUUUACAAUUCCCAGCCAUGGCAACUGGGCCAAAUCUUGAAUGCCGGAUGUAUGAGGCCAAAUACCCUGAGGUGGACCAGGCCGUUAUGAUACAGGUGAAGAGCAUGGCAGACAGUGGUGCGUAUGUUUCACUGUUGGAGUACAAUAACAUCGAGGGUAUGAUCCUAUUCUCGGAGCUCUCCCGCCGUCGAAUUCGUAGUAUCAGCAGUCUCAUCAGGGUGGGUCGGAUCGAGCCAGUCAUGGUCCUUCGUGUUGACAAGGAAAAGGGCUACAUUGAUUUAAGUAAGAGGAGGGUUUCUGAGGAAGAUAUUCAGGCCUGCGAGGAAAGAUACAACAAAAGUAAACUUGUGCAUUCCAUUAUGCGUCAUGUUGCUGAGACCAUGAAUAUUGAUUUGGAGGAUCUCUAUAUCCAUGUUGGCUGGCCAUUAUACAGGAAAUACGGCCAUGCAUUUGAGGCAUUCAAAUUAAUCGUCAACGAUCCCGAUUCGGUGCUCGAUUGCCUUACCCGCGAAAUCAAAGAAGUUGGCCCUGAUGGCCAGGAGAUGACUAAGAUGGUGCCUGCCAUAUCUGAGGAAGUUAAAGAUGCUUUAGUUAAAAAUAUCAGGAGAAGAAUGACCCCACAACCAUUGAAGAUUCGGGCAGAUGUUGAAAUGAAGUGUUUCCAAUUUGAUGGUGUUCUGCACAUCAAGGAAGCAAUGCGUAAAGCUGAAGCUGCGGGUAACAAGGAUUGCCCAGUUAAAAUUAAACUUGUUGCCCCUCCAGCAUAUGUCCUCAACACCCAAACUCUCGACAAGGAUCAAGGUAUUGCUACUCUUAACAAGGCUAUUGAAGCUUGCACGGAAGAAAUUGAACGUCACAAGGGAAAACUUACUGUUAAAGAGGCACCAAGAGCUGUGAGUGAACGGGAGGACAAACUACUUGCUGAGCAGAUGCUUAAGCUGGGUCGUGAAAAUGAGGAGAUUAGUGGAGACGAAGACAGUGAAGAGGAGGAAGAUACAGGUAUGGGAGAAGUUGAUGUCGAGAAUACAGGAACCACGUUCUAAGAGUGAAAAUUCUGUUGUUUUGUUCUACUCGAGAAAAUUCUCUUUAUACAGUUGAGUUAUUUUCUUCAAUUUUUGAAUUGGGUAUUAGGAGGGUGUAUGAAACUGUUACUGAAGUUAGUUUACAUAUUUGGAUUGCUCAUUUACUAAUGCCUUUCGAGGUUUAUUUGAAUUUUGAACUUAACAUUUUCGAUGGUAAA
Messenger RNA from Olea europaea var. sylvestris, 1367 nucleotides. Its product is annotated as eukaryotic translation initiation factor 2 subunit alpha homolog. NCBI's taxonomy places the organism in Eukaryota, Viridiplantae, Streptophyta, Magnoliopsida, Lamiales, Oleaceae. Bases 145 to 1170 code for a protein of 341 amino acids. The record is from RefSeq and is a predicted model, not a curated record. Gene Ontology annotation, cellular component: multi-eIF complex; eukaryotic 48S preinitiation complex; eukaryotic translation initiation factor 2B complex. Gene Ontology annotation, molecular function: RNA binding; ribosome binding; translation initiation factor activity. The transcript has 7 exons.